Molecule: messenger RNA, 1877 nt
Organism: Saccostrea echinata
Lineage: Eukaryota; Metazoa; Mollusca; Bivalvia; Ostreida; Ostreidae
Exons: 3
Coding region: 252-1685 (477 amino acids)
Biological process (GO): brassinosteroid biosynthetic process; sterol biosynthetic process
Cellular component (GO): endoplasmic reticulum membrane
Molecular function (GO): oxidoreductase activity, acting on the CH-CH group of donors, NAD or NADP as acceptor
Source: RefSeq, a predicted model, not a curated record
ACUAACUCCUCUUUCAUAGCUCUGCAGACGAUACUUAUCAUAAAGAUGUUUAUUUUUGUUGUAGUAAUGUAAAUCGUUUGCAUUUCGUACGUCUCGGAGUUCGCAGAUGACCUUUGACCUCCCCCAUCGUGUGAUGAAUCAGAGUGAAAAUCAAUAAGCAGUGGUGUGACUGAAAUUAAGGCGCACGCUCUCCAAGGAAUCAAGUUUAAAAAAGGAACUACGAAAAUUCGAACAAUCAGAUUUCAGAGACGAUGUCAACUGUUCGUGCUCGGAACGGAAUGACCAAAGGGGAACAGUCUAACGGACAGGAUGUGCUAGCGCAUGGAUUCCAUGGAUACAAAGAGGGCUAUGAACAACUUGAGAAGAUUGGGUUGAUGAAGCGGGCCAAGAGAUUAUGGAAUAUGACCGUUUUCCCUUUAUUUCUAAUGCUCUUCACUCCAAACCUUGUGCUUAUCAUGUGGUACUGUGCAACCUACUGUGGAGGAAGCUAUUCCGUUUUCUUCAGUCGAUUUUCAGGAAAGCCGUUCUUUCCGUCUUUGAUGGAAAUCUGGGCCACAAUGAGACUGCCGACCCAGUUCAGUGUUGGCGUGUUUUUGGGAUUCCUGAUUUGGUCUGCAAUUAUGAUGAAGUUACUUCCGGGAAAAAUAAUCAAAGGUCCUUUGACCCCGAAAGGAAAUACACCGGUAUAUGUUGAUAAUGGUUUCCUGAACUACGUCGUUACUAUGACAACCUUUUUCAUUAUCACUGCUUUGCUGAAAAUGCAGGGACUCUCGCCAACUGUGAUAUACGAUCGAUUUGAUGAAUUCAUAGCUACACUUCAAAUAUUCAGCCCAUUAUUUUGUAUGUUUCUUUAUCUGAAGGGUCGAUAUUGGCCCUCUACUACGGAUAAUGGAGUCUCUGGAAAUUUCAUAUUCGACUAUUACUGGGGAACGGAAUUGUAUCCGCGAGUCUUUGGCAUUGACGUUAAAGUCUUCACCAACUGUCGUUUUGGGAUGACCGUAUGGGCAUUACUCGUGUGCAUACAUGGUUUGAAAAGUUUUGAAUUGUAUGGUUUUGUAGACAGUAUGUUCGUAUCAGUUACAUUGCAAUUAGUCUACAUCACCAAAUUCUUUUGGUGGGAGGGGGGAUAUAUGAGCACCAUCGAUAUAAUGGUUGACAGGGCUGGCUAUUAUAUAUGUUGGGGCUGCCUCGUUUUCGUGCCAAACUUUUACGCGUCAGUAAGCAUGUAUCUCGUGAAUCACCCCGUUCGUUUGGGAUUCACGUGGUCCUUGCUUAUUCUUGGGGCGGGAGUUUUAUGUAUAGCAGUUAAUUAUCUCGCCGACCUACAGAAACAGGAAGUCAGAGGCACUGGUGGAGAAUGUCUAGUCUGGGGGAAAAAACCAAACAUCAUUCGUGCCAAAUAUCAGCUCGAAAACGGCAAAGAGAAAGAGAGCAUUCUAUUAGCGUCAGGCUGGUGGGGUCUAGCUAGACAUUUUAACUAUUUGGCAGAAAUUAUGCUUGCCUUUUGCUGGACCAUUCCAGCCAUGUUUGUGAACGUCAUGCCCUAUUCUUACGUCAUAUUUCUUACCUUCUUGUUGAUUCAUCGCAGUUACCGUGACGACGACAAAUGCGGAGAUAAAUAUGGAAGUUUCUGGGUAGAAUACUGCCAAAAAGUCCCUCACAGAAUCGUCCCACUUUUGUUUUGAUGGUGUCUGUUUUGUACCGUGGAUGCCAAAUUUCGCAUAAUAUGAAAAUAGUACACGAGUUUUAUAUAUAUACUACAAAUGAGAUUGCAUGUACAUGUACAAUGAAUUGUUUGUAUUCUUACGUGGUGUGUGUUAUUUAUUUAGUGCAUUUUUGUAUUAACAUUUUUAAUAAAAUAAUAGGUAUUGCUCAAA